AUGUCUUACUCUAAAGCCUGCUGCUCCCUCCCUCCUGUCGUCUCUGACUACAAGUACACUGGCGAUAUGGAAAAGUUCGAGGAUCUCUCCAUUUAUACUGUUGGCCCCAAGGAUGCCAAGAAGGCUGUUCUUGUGUUUUAUGAUAUCUUUGGUUACCAUCCUAAUGCCUAUCAAUUCUGUGACAUCUUGGCCAAGCAUUGUGGUUGGAGAGUCAUCAUGCCCGAUUUCCUUCAUGGCGAUUACGCUACUAUGGAAUUGCUUGCCGAUAAGCCUAAGCUUUUGGAAUGGGUUGGAAGAGUUGGUACCGUUGAAGCUGUCACUCCUGAUGUUGAACGUUCCGUCAAGUAUCUCAAGGAAGAUGGUGUUGAUGCUGCCACUUUGGUUGGUUUCUGUUGGGGUGCCAAGAUCGCUGUCCAAUUGACUUCUACAAUGCCCUUCUUUGUUGGUGCCUCUUUGGUUCAUCCUUCCUUUGUCGAUGUCAAGGAUGCUGAAAAGGCUGGUGCUCCCAUCCUUGCUCUUCCCUCUAAAGAUGAACCCGAUAUGACUGAAUACAUGGAGGUUUUGGCCAAGAAGCCUUUCGGCAACCAAUGCAAGCAUGUCCGCUUUGAUGACAUGGUCCACGGUUUCUGUGCUGCUCGUGGUGAUUAUACCGACAAACUCAAUGCUCAAAGAGCUAAUGAGGCCAUCCAAUUGACUGCCAACUUCUUUAGCGAAUGCUUCAAGACCAAGGAAUCUUCUUUGUAA
This is a messenger RNA of Mucor velutinosus, 744 nucleotides long. RefSeq lists its product as uncharacterized. Gene Ontology annotation, molecular function: hydrolase activity. Lineage: Eukaryota; Fungi; Mucoromycota; Mucoromycetes; Mucorales; Mucoraceae. The record is from RefSeq and is a predicted model, not a curated record. The coding region runs from base 1 to 744 and encodes 247 amino acids. The transcript has 4 exons.